AUGAUUUUAGUUGGUGUGCCAUCUACACGUUCUCUUAGUUUCUUUAUCAUGUCACAGAAAGCAAGCAUGCAAACCCUUACAAAAAAUAACAACAUACAAAUGCCUAAACAACUGGACUAUAAUGAUGGUGAGUCAGUUACGAAAAAAGCAAGUGGGUUAAUACGAUUUCGUAAGGGACAGUCUGAGGAAGACUACAAUUUUCAAAAGGAGCAGUUCUGGUCCACGGGUCCUUUAGUACAGAAUCACACAUUUGUGACUGAAUUUGUUGAAAAGUUUAUUGAAAACACAAUUAGUGAAGAUUAUUCAAUCACAGAUCGAUCGAAAAUAGAACGUGAAACAAUCAUACACGGAUUGGAGAAGCUGUAUUUUCAAAGGGAAUAUGAGCGAUGUCUAAAAGAUGUUCAACUAUUGAAGGACAAUAUCGAUAAGUUCAAUCCUAAUUUGGAUCUUAAUGCAAAGAAGAAUAAGAAUUUGAAAAGAAUUUAUAAUGAGCUGAAUUAUAUUUCUUCGAUGUGCAUCAAAAAGAUCCAUGAAAGUAACGAAAAGAAACUGGGGGAAAUCUAA
Pichia kudriavzevii is the source of this 564-nucleotide messenger RNA. RefSeq lists its product as uncharacterized. NCBI's taxonomy places the organism in Eukaryota, Fungi, Ascomycota, Pichiomycetes, Pichiales, Pichiaceae. The transcript has a single exon. The record is from RefSeq and is a predicted model, not a curated record. The coding region runs from base 1 to 564 and encodes 187 amino acids.